This is a messenger RNA of Rhineura floridana, 2601 nucleotides long. RefSeq names its product mitochondrial translational initiation factor 2 (gene MTIF2). Gene Ontology annotation, biological process: translational initiation. The coding region runs from base 247 to 2427 and encodes 726 amino acids. Gene Ontology annotation, molecular function: translation initiation factor activity; GTPase activity; GTP binding. The transcript is spliced from 14 exons. The record is from RefSeq and is a predicted model, not a curated record. NCBI's taxonomy places the organism in Eukaryota, Metazoa, Chordata, Lepidosauria, Squamata, Rhineuridae.
GUGCAUUUUCUUUGUUUUCUUUUAAGGGAUGCGCUGGCAGUUUUGGCUCCUCCUGAGAGGGCCCUUCCGGAGAACAGGUAACUUGAACCCCGGGGGGGGGCGAAGCUGGAGGCAAAUAGAGGCAUGAAAGAAGCAGCCACCACAGGAGGUGACGGCGGAGGCGCUUUUUUAAGGGCCCUGCCUCACGACGCAGCAGUUGGGCCUUGCCGCAGGAGGAGGACGUGAGGAAGUGUUUGAAGAGAAGAAAUGAACUGGAGGGUAAUGCUGACACUGGACAACUUGGGCCAGUUGCAUCGUGCUUGCAGGCAGCUGCACUCUCUGGCUUACUGGAAAGUACACUGGACACAGUGGAAGCCUGUCUUGUCAUCAGCCUACCCCAUGUGCCCAGUUCAGCUGUGCCCUCUGCUCUGGCAGCCAGACACCAACUCACAAUUCAGGCUUUUAACAACCAAGGAGAGAAACAAAUUGGGCAAGGUGAAACUGCGACCGAUACAACAAAAACCGGAGAAGCAAGAGGUUGAGAUAGUGCCCCGGAUGACUGUGGAAGACCUUGCCAAAGCGAUGCAUAAAGACGUAGAUCAUGUAUAUGAAGCCUUGCUAAACACAGACGUUGAUGUAGAUUUGUUAGAACCAGACUCUGUCUUGAAUGAAGAGUUGAUCAAGCAUAUUGUUAAAAAAUCCAACAUGAAAUACAAACAUUCCAACUUAAAAGAAGAAAAAAUAAAAGAAAAUAAAGAUGCUGUAAAGAGGCCUCCUGCAGAUCCAGCUUUAUUAACUUCAAGGCCUCCAGUUGUUACCAUCCUGGGCCACAUUGACCAUGGGAAAACCACGCUACUUGACAGUCUGCGGAAAACUCAGGUGGCAGCAAUGGAGGCAGGAGGCAUCACCCAGCAUAUUGGUGCCUUUCUUGUGCAUUUGCUUUCUGGGGAAAAGAUAACAUUUCUGGAUACUCCUGGCCAUGCUGCAUUUUCAGCCAUGAGGGCAAGAGGCACACAUGUCACUGAUAUUGUCAUAUUGGUGAUAGCUGCAGAAGAUGGGGUAAUGAAGCAGACUGUGGAAUCUAUUCAACAUGCCAGAAGUGCCAAAGUUCCAAUUAUUGUUGCCAUCAACAAAUGCGACAAGCCUGAAGCUGAUCCAGACAGAAUGAAGAAAGAGCUUCUGGCUUACAAUGUGGUUUGUGAAGAGUAUGGAGGAGAUGUUCAGACUGUCCAUAUCUCAGCAUUAAAGGGUGACAACUUGAUGGCUUUAGCAGAGGCAAUAGUCACUCUUGCUGAGGUUUUGGAACUGAAGGCAGACUGUACAGGCCUGGUGGAAGGUACCAUAAUAGAGUCUCGCACAGAUAAAGGAAAAGGUCCAGUGACCACUGCCAUCAUCCAAAGAGGCACUCUGAGAAAGGGCUGUAUUCUGGUUGCAGGAAAAAGCUGGGCCAAAGUCCGCCUGAUGUUCGAUGAGAACGGCAAGUCCAUGGAAGCUGCCCCUCCAAGCAUGCCUGUGGAGAUCGUUGGGUGGAAGGAGGUCCCUUCAGCAGGAGAGGAAAUCCUUGAAGUAGAGUCUGAGCAAAGGGCUCGUGAAGUUGUUGAGUGGCGAGCCUACGUUGAGCAACAAGAGAAAGCGAAGAAGGACCUAGAGAUCAUCGAAAUGAAGCAAAAGGAGCACAGGGACACCUACAAGAAGGAGCGAGAAGGCCUGAAAGAUAUGACCUGGAGGCAGAGAAGGGUGCUGUUGUUCAAAGCCAACAGGCACGCCAUGGCUGUGCGACCUAAAGAAAAAGUGGAGAGUGACAAAAACACGCUGCAUGUCAUCAUCAAAGGUGACGUUGAUGGUUCUGUGGAAGCCAUUUUGAAUAUCCUGGACACUUACGAUGCUGAUGAUGAGUGUGAAUUAGAUGUGAUCCAUUGGGGGAUUGGGGAUAUUAGUGAAAACGACAUAAAACUUGCAGAAGCAUUUAAAGGUGUUGUUUAUGGGUUCAAUGUGAAAGCAAAUAAAUCUAUUCAGCAGCUGGCUGCUAAGAAGGAAAUAAAGUUGAAAACAUACAACAUCAUCUAUCGGCUUGUAGAAGACUUACAGAGGGAGCUGAGCAGCACUUUGCCCUGCACUCUGGAGGAGCAUGUGUUGGGAGAAGCUGUUGUUUUAGCAACCUUUGAAGUCACAGUUGGAAAGAAUAAAGUUCCAGUAGCUGGCUGCAGAGUACAGAAGGGGCAGCUAGACAGAAAGAUGAAAUUUAAAUUAAUUCGUAAUGGAGACGUUAUUUGGAUUGGAUGUUUAUCAUCAUUGAAGCACCAUAAAGAUGAUGUCCCUGUAGUCAAGACAGGUAUGGAGUGUGGGGUUAGCUUAGAUAAGAACAUAAUGUUUAAAGCUGGAGAUGAGAUUGUUUGUUUCAGCGAAAAGGAAAUUGAACAGAAGAUUUCUUGGAACCCAGGAUUUUAAGUCUUAGACAACCAAAUAUGUGAUGGACUGAGACAUUUGGAUAAUAAUUAAACUUCACACAAUGUCACAUAAUACUUUUGAGAAGCAGCUGGUAUUGUAAAAUGACUAUUGGUCAAAAAAUGAACUUAACUGUUCACUACAGGAUGGUCUAAAAAUAAAACCUUGCUGAAUGGA